AUGGUGGGAAAUGAGCAAAAGUUUGGGGCUUUUUGGAAGAGGAUUCAAGCAUAUUUCAACAAUAGUCUCCAACUCAUUGGCCCAGAUGCUAAGGAGGCGAGUCAGUGUAAACAACGAUGGGGGAGGCUGAACGAGCAAGUCUGCAAGUUUGUGGGUUGCUUUGAGGCGGCAAAGAAUGAGCAAACCAGAGGCCGAAAUAAGAACGACCUGAUGAAGGCAGUACAGGAGAUUUUCUACAAUGAUUACCAAGAGUCUUCAGCUCAGUCACCAAGCUACCAAGAUGAAGCCUCAACAAAAGAGGUAUCACAGGCACGUCUGGGUGGUGUUAAGGCUGCGAAAGCUGGAAAAGCUAAGAGGAAUGGAAUGCCUUCAACUUCUGGUACAGAAGCAGGAAAGGCUCUUGUGGAGCUACAGAGUCUGUGGGACAUCAAAAAACAAGAUUUGGAGAUGAAACAGCAGCUGUCAAGGCAGAAGCUACUUGAAAAUUUACUAGCAAAAAAUGAGCCACUUUCUGACAUAGAAAUGGCUCUUAAGCACAAACUAAUUACUGAAAUGUUGUUAUAA
Eutrema salsugineum is the source of this 564-nucleotide messenger RNA. Its product is annotated as glutathione S-transferase T3-like. NCBI's taxonomy places the organism in Eukaryota, Viridiplantae, Streptophyta, Magnoliopsida, Brassicales, Brassicaceae. The coding region runs from base 1 to 564 and encodes 187 amino acids. The transcript has 2 exons. The record is from RefSeq and is a predicted model, not a curated record.